ACUCUGGUUCCUAUUGAAAGAAUGUGAAUCUAUUUUUUUUGUACACGGAAAUAUGUCAAAGAUUGACUGUACCGCAACAAUUAUAAAAUUAUUGUUAUUCUUCUCUAACGUCUUCUUUUGGAUUGUAGGAAUUCUGGUAAUUGGAUUUGGUAUUUGGGUCAUUCAGCAAGAAAGCGAACUUUUGGGUGACAAUGCUGAUACAGAAGUGUAUAAAAUUGUUUAUUCAGUAACAAUUGUGAUAAUAUUGGUCGGGGUGAUUGUUUUCAUAGUUGCUUUCGUUGGAUGUAUUGGUACGAUAAGAGAGAAUAUAACUAUAUUAAACGUCUUCAUCGGUCUUCUUAUUGCCGAAGUUGUUGUUGAAUUAAGUCUGAUUGUUGUAGGAUUUUCUCUAUAUGAAACAAUUAAGGAUGAAGUGAUUGAUAGUUUAAAAGAUACCUUGGUAUAUUAUCUAGAUUCGCCGUCAAUAAGAGAUUUAAUUGAUACAUUUCAACAAGCAUUUCUAUGCUGCGGUGUUUCAACAAAAGGCUAUAAGGACUGGAAAGUCAACGAAUACUACGGCUGUAAAGAAAAUAAUCCAUUCUACCUGGCUUGUAGUGUACCGUGGACAUGUUGUAUUGGAGCUAAAGAUGACCAAGAAACCAUGAUAAAUAGAAUGUGCGGAAAAGGAGUUCUUGAAGAUAAGUCAGAGAAUAUUGGAGCUAUUUACACAGAAGGUUGCAUUGAUGCCGUUCAUAAUAAAUUAAAAUCAAAUCUCUCAAUUGUUCUUGGCAUGGUUACUGGAGUUUUCUUUCUGCAGAUAAUUGGAAUAUUUUUAGCAUUCCUGCUCAGAGUAACUAUCAAGAGUAAUCAAUCUGAAAUCAAUCGACCAACGAAUAAUUCUGAAGAAGACAAUGAAUAA
Messenger RNA from Dimorphilus gyrociliatus, 898 nucleotides. The record is from the annotation of a GenBank genome assembly. Lineage: Eukaryota; Metazoa; Annelida; Polychaeta; Dinophilidae.